Silurus meridionalis is the source of this 1941-nucleotide messenger RNA. It is a transcript of the gene nr1d4b, whose product is annotated as nuclear receptor subfamily 1, group D, member 4b. The record is from RefSeq and is a predicted model, not a curated record. Gene Ontology annotation, biological process: hormone-mediated signaling pathway; cell differentiation; negative regulation of transcription by RNA polymerase II. NCBI's taxonomy places the organism in Eukaryota, Metazoa, Chordata, Actinopteri, Siluriformes, Siluridae. Gene Ontology annotation, molecular function: nuclear receptor activity; RNA polymerase II cis-regulatory region sequence-specific DNA binding; zinc ion binding.
CACACACACACACACACACACACACAGCGCUGUUUUGUAUUCAUACUGUUCCUCCUCCUGGAGGUUUCUGCACCACAUACUCCGCAGCUCUUCUUUUAUCAUUUUCUUCUUUUUUUUUCUAUUUCCGGUUCAGUUUGGUAAAAUUCCUCGGUGCGCGCGUGCAUUCGACUUAAACCCGAUCGGCGCGUCAUGAAGAGCUCGAGCGCACCUGGACGCGUGCAGGAGGAUUCAGUCUCUGUGUCUAAGCUUCUUCCUGAUCAGCACACAGCAUGGAGAUCAGCUCGGGAGCAGGAGUAAUCUUGUACGCCUGUUCCAGCUCGAGUCCCGACAGUCCGUCUAGCGGAUAUCAGACUCUCUCCCCUUCCUCUCAGUCCCAGCCUUCUUCUCCAGAGGAAAGCUCUUGCGACCUUCAACACAGAAACGCAGGAGAAACAAAGUCAAAACAAAGCAGUGACCCAAAACUCACCACAGGCACUUCCUCUUCAUCUAAACCCAUCUUCCAGUUCCCCGAACUGAGCAGCACAAACAUUACAUCAUCAGGCCAGAGAACCAAACUGCUCACAGGAACGAGGUCAUGCACUGCUUUUACCAAGGCGGGUGGCAUGGUGUUGCUGUGUAAAGUGUGUGGAGACGUCGCCUCGGGGUUUCACUACGGAGUUCACGCAUGUGAGGGAUGCAAGGGUUUCUUCAGACGCAGCAUCCAGCAGAACAUCAGCUACAAGAUGUGCGUGAAGAAGGAAAAGUGUCUGAUCAUCAGAAUGAACCGUAACCGCUGCCAGCACUGUCGCUUCAAGAAGUGUCUCUCAGUCGGCAUGUCCAGAGACGGUGUGCGUUUUGGUCGCAUCCCAAAACGUGAAAAGCAGCGCCUCCUAGAUGAAAUGCAGAGCUACAUGAACACCAACACUACCAUGGAUGUUGACUCAGGAACACCCUCAGAAGACCUGUCCAUGAAAACCACAGCCAGUCCUCUGUGCCUUCUGUCAGUGUCAGAGGAGGUCGUCAGUGCCUCGUCUCACUCAUCUGUGGUAGUGAAGAAGGAGGAGAUGCUCAAUGAGAACAUCAGUCCUCACAAUCAUGGGUCUCCGUUUUGCUCCGUUUCUCCUCACAGCAGAUCGACUCCAUCAUCCUGCCCCACUCAGGGCACCUUCAUGCCCACACACACCGACCACACACCAAAGCUCACAGGAAGUGACAUCAAGACAAAGGCACCCUGUUCCUGGAGUCUGAGUGCUGGAGCUAAAGUUCUGGCGUGUCCUUUAAAUUCCUGUCCUGUCUCCACGUCUGGUCGCUCCACUCAGCAGGUCUGGGAUGAUUUCUCUCACUGUUUCAGUCCUGCAAUUAAAGACGUGGUGGAAUUCUCUCGCAGCAUCCCGGGAUUCGACACGCUUAACCAAGACGAUCAGAUCCGAUUGCUCAAAUCAGGAACCUUCCAGGUUCUGAUGGUGAGAUUUUCGUCCCUCUUCAAUGUCAAACAGCGAACGGUGAGGUUUUUAAACGGACAGACGUAUCCUAUGGCAUCUCUCAGGGCACUGGGUAUGGGCACGCUGCUGGACGCCAUGUUCGAUUUCAGUGAGAAGCUGAGCAUCCUGGGAUUGGAGUCAGAUGAGUUGUCCCUCUUCAUGGCCGUAGUGCUGGUCUCUGCAGAUCACUCUGGGAUUUCCAACAUGGCCGCUGUGGAGAAGUUACAGGACGAUUUAAUCAACUCGCUGCGUUCUCUCUUCGUGCAAAAGCGACCGAACAACGCAGAGAUUUUCCCAAAAUUACUUUUACGUCUUCCAGAUCUUCGAACAUUAAACUGUUUGCACUCCGAGAAACUUUCCGCCUUUCGCAUCGACUCCUAAAUAAAAAGAAAGAAGGGAUUUUACUUUUACAAUUUUUUUAAGUGCUAAAUGACACUGUUGCCUUGAAAAGGGAAAGAAUGUAUUAAAAUGUAUGAAUAGU